This is a messenger RNA of Pollicipes pollicipes, 520 nucleotides long. Its product is annotated as holotricin-3-like. The record is from RefSeq and is a predicted model, not a curated record. Bases 33 to 287 code for a protein of 84 amino acids. The transcript is spliced from 2 exons. NCBI's taxonomy places the organism in Eukaryota, Metazoa, Arthropoda, Thecostraca, Pollicipedomorpha, Pollicipedidae.
CACUGCUGAUCACUUGUUCGCAAGGCACAGAGAUGAACUUCCAGCUACUGAUUCUGCUGCUGGUGGCCGUGUUUGGCGUCGUCUCGGCAAGCAGAUUCUACGACGGCGACGGUGGCGGUGGUUACGGAUACUCCAGUCGUGACGGAGGACGCUACCGCAGUUAUAGUGGAAGGGACCGCGGCAGUCAUGGCAGAAGGCACUGGGGCAUGCACGGCGGCGGCGGCCUCGGCGGCGGCAUCGGCGGCGGCGGCCUCGGCAUCGGUAUCGGCGGCGGCCUCAGCGGCUAAGGCCACAAUUGUGGCCACAAUCGCUACUGACGACACAACAUAUGACUUGGGAGAGCCGUCAGCGGGAGAGCUAUCCCGUUUGUCUCCCCGCGGUGUGACCCGACCCUGUCCUGCACAGUGACCGCUGUCGCAACUGGCCACUGUCCGUCUAACUCUGAUCGUCACCUGGAACUGCAUCUCUUCUGCAAAAAUAAAUCUGCACAUUUACGGUCCGUUUUAAGGAACAACGGAGC